UUCAGUCUAAAAGCAGGUGGAAACCGAUGUGCAACUCGAGAACUCGAGUGUCGAGAGUGCGUUUUCGAAAGGAUCGAUAUUUUUACGCGAGAUCAGAUUCGGGGAAAUUUCGGUGCGAAUUCGUAACACUACUGGACUAGAGCCACAGGCAAAUACGCGGAACAAAAAUCGAUUCACAGGAUACCUGUGAUAACGGAUGUGUUGCGCGACAGAUAACGGAACAAAAUAAACCUUUGAAGCUGCGGAUGUCAUUAUCAUCUUAGCAACAGAUGUGAUUCGAAAUGAUAUGUGAAUAGAUUUCAAUUUAAACAGCUUUCGUUCAACUCAACGCAGUCCAGCAACGAUUCCAAGAAACAGUAACGUUCAUAGUUUCACUUGAACACCGGUCUUACGAUGACGUCGGCCGACAAUACGGAUACGUUUGAUGAUGAUUCCGCAGGUAUUGUCGACGAAUUGAAACAAUUGUCUGUAGCUAGAGCUCAGAUUAAUUCAUUGAGAAAACAGAACGAAGCUUUAAAAAAACAGUUAAACGAUCAGAAUUUGAUUGCCUCAAGCAGUGUAAAUGAAACCAGAUCAUUUCCAAAUCCUGAUAAAGUAGAAUUUUCCGUCAUAGGAACAAUCAAAACAAAAUUUAAAGAACGUAGAUGUGUUCCAAGACAACCUGGACUCUGUCCAUUGGCUCAAGCUCGCCUGACUAUAUCAAACUCUGUAUUCACAAAUCCCAAUCAUGCUCUUGAAGGGCUUUCUGAUUUCUCACAUAUGUGGAUUUUAUUUCAUUUUCACAAAAACGAAACCACUCAUGUUCAUGCCAAAGUAGCACCUCCAAGAUUAAAUGGAUUGCGUACUGGUGUACUCGGUACUCGUUCUCCUCACCGUCCUUCACCCAUUGGUUUAUCACUAGUGCAAAUUGAUAAAGUUGAAGGGAACUCUGUUUAUUUUUCUGGUGUUGACAUGAUAGAUGGCACUCCGGUACUUGAUAUUAAACCAUAUAUUCCGCAUUAUGACGCACCAGUAAUGCUUAAAACUGACCAACACAUAUCAUUAUUCGAUAAUGGAUCUCACCAAAUACUAUUGGAUCCCUUGACAACUGAUAGAGAAGCACCAGAUGGAGAAGAGACAGCUUCAUAUGAUAUGCCACUCUCUCCACUCCACACAAGGGUACGAGUACCUCUAUGGAUCACUGAACCUCUGACUCAACAAUUAACCGUGGAGUUUUCAUCAAGAGCUAGAGAUUUCUUAGAUUCAUUAGAGACUAACGAUAUUGAAACUACAAUUGUGAGCAUUUUGAAAGAGGAUCCUCGAUCAGUAUAUGUCCGUGAACGUUAUAGUAAUCAAUUUUAUACGUUUUUAAUCGGAGGUUAUCAUGUAAGCUGUAAAUUUGAUGACACUAAACAUACAAUUAGUGUUUACAGAAUAUCACUUGUUGACAAUUUAGAUAAUAUACCUGAUCAAGAAGGUGCCCAUUGUUUGCCUGUAACUUAAUAUUAUUUGUUAGUAAUUAAAAUUAAUUUUAAUUUUUUUUUAUUAUGUUCCUUAUUUUUAUUUCUAUAGGUAUCUAAUUUAAUGUUAUAAGUUUAAUAGUGUUUUUUUGUGUGAUAUGAAAUAUAUUAUUUGUUUGGUUUUUAUACCUUUCAUAUUUUAAACAAUAAAUUUAAUUAUUCAAUAAUAUUAUCUGUAGCUGUAAUGGUUUUUGAAUUUGGAUAGGCUUUAGGACAGUACAGUAUGGUUAGAAAUGGUUCUUCUUUAUUAAAAUUGAAUUUUAUUAUACUAAUGUUACUUAAUGUAUAAAUCAUAUAAGUAUAGCUACUAUAUAAAUGUAUUUAAAAUCCACUUUUGUUUACUUUUU
Molecule: messenger RNA, 1846 nt
Organism: Sipha flava (yellow sugarcane aphid)
Lineage: Eukaryota; Metazoa; Arthropoda; Insecta; Hemiptera; Aphididae
Product: tRNA (adenine(37)-N6)-methyltransferase
Source: RefSeq, a predicted model, not a curated record